UUUACGUUUUAUUCUUCAAUUCUGUAAAGAGAAAUGUUUAUUAGAAAUCUGCAUAUAUUUGUUAUUAAAGAGCUCCCUCCUCUGGCUGACGAUAAGUCUAGCCGCGCAAACAAAUGGUGUGAUUGAUCACAGUUUCCACAAAUGAAAAGAAAGAUCGUCACCGCCACUGGCGAAUCUAAACCAAUGGGAAUCGCAAGAAUCGAUGAAGGGGCGGGACAUCAGCCAUUUGCGGCCGCCAACGUUGUUGUUGGAGGAGAAGUCGAUUCAAGAAGCCAUUACGCUGCGCAAUUGUGUCAAGACAAAAAACUUACUAUUUUUGCGUAUUCUACGCAAUUUUAUAAACUCCCUGCGUCCAAUUAAAAACGUAAUGGCAUCUCAGGCCAAAAAGAGAAAAACAAAUUUCUCCGAAAGGGAGGUGGAGAUCAUCGUGGAGGAGAUGGAAAAACAAAAACACAUUUUGGUCAAUCACUUUAACGCGGGCGUCACGCACAUCGCUAAGAACUGCGCGUGGAUGGAGAUUCUGAAGCGCGUGAACGCCGUCAGCACCUGUCUGCGCGAGCUCGCCGAAGUCAAGAAGAAAUGGUCCGAUCUAAAGACGGAGGUGCGGCGCAAAGUGGCCCAGGCGCGCGCGGCCAUGGAGGGAACGGGCGACUGCACCACCGUGCCCGUGAUCCUGACCUCCAUGCAGCAGCGCAUCUGCAAUCUGCUGGGAGAAGCGACCAUCAUCAGCCUGCCUGCGGCGGAAGCGGGCGCGGAGAUUGCGGUGCCCAUCAGCUCCGCAGCCACCGUCACGUUAACGCAAAGCAUUCAACCAGCGGCCGCAGCAGCGUGUGAGAUCAAAACUCUUGAAGCUGAGACCACGUACCACACGCUGGAGGAAGGCAUGGUGGAGUACUGCACCACCGAGACGCCCGUGACCGUCACCGCAGAGGCGCCGGUGGAGAUGCUGGCAGCGCAGGCCGAAUGCUCCGCCAAACCUCAGGAACUGAAGAGCCGCAUCGCACUCAACUCGGCCAGACUCCUCCAGGAGCACCGCGUCACCAACCUGCACGUGCGCGAGAUCGCCCAGCACCUGGAGAACCAGAACGACCUGCUCCAGAUGAUCCGGCGCUCGCAGGAGGCCCAGGCCUGCGCUCAAGAGAGACAAGCCCAGGCUCUGGAGGGCACGCAGGCCGCUCUGCUGGCCCUCAUUCAGAUGUUCAGACCGGCUCUGAAGGACCUGAGAAAGUUUCUGCAGAACGCUAACAGCUCGAACACGGCGACCGCCGCAGAAACUGGAGAAGGAGUGGAAAACGUGCCGCCGCAGCCUGAAGACGGACAGUAGAGCAGAACAUGUGACAGGUCUGGUCUAGAAUAGACUGUAAAUUAUUAUUGUACAGCACGGUGCCUCAAAGAGUUAGUGCUUGUAUGUGUGAAUGUUUCAGGGAUAAAGUGAAAUGAGGACUUUUACUAGCGUUUUAAAGAAGUGGCCAAAAUCUAAAAUAUCCAACAUAUACGUUUUACCUUUUUUUUUUUUUUUGCUUGAAGUGAAACAUCUUUUCAGUUUAACUUCAACUGUGGGUUUUAUUUUUACAUUUGGUUGCUUAAAAAGCAAAUAGAUGGCAAUGAAUUUGAUUUGAUUUUCUACAUUUUAUUUAAUUGAUCCUAAAAUGAACAAAAGCAUUGCAUGCAUUGAAUCCAAAAUCCAAAACCCAAAUCUGGGGCAGAGAUGUACAGAAAGCACAGUUUCUCCUAUUUAUGUACAAAAACUAAUGGCUCCUUUUACAGGUGAGGCCUUGGAAGACUUUGUGGAGGAUUUUGUUUCUUUAGUUUUUGACAAUAACAUUUUUAUUUAUGUAUGUUAAAUAAAGAAACUCUCCACACGUG
This is a messenger RNA of Ctenopharyngodon idella (grass carp), 1866 nucleotides long. RefSeq names its product nuclear apoptosis inducing factor 1 (gene naif1). NCBI's taxonomy places the organism in Eukaryota, Metazoa, Chordata, Actinopteri, Cypriniformes, Xenocyprididae. Gene Ontology annotation, cellular component: nucleus. The record is from RefSeq and is a predicted model, not a curated record. The transcript has 3 exons. The coding region runs from base 203 to 1324 and encodes 373 amino acids.